AUGACCGGGUUUUCGGGAAAGGGAGGCAAGGCUAAGGGGUCGGGAGGCGGGAAGGGAUCCAAAGUAAAGGGUGCUAGCAAUGAGGCGCAGGGUGGGGGGUCCGGCAAAGGCGGCAAGGCUAGUGCCGCCGCCGCCGCCGCCGAGUCCUCGGGCAAGGGCAAGGGGAGCGGCGGCAAGGGGAAAGGAGGGGGCAAGGGCGGCGCGGCGCCAGCGGAGCUGACCGCCAAGCAGGCGAAGUCGAAGCGGAAGGCCGAGCGCGCGGCGAUGGAGGCCGCUCGAAAGGGAGAAGUGGAAAGCAUGAUGAAGGUAUUUGACUCGGAUGAGGAUUGUCAAGAAGGCGAGGAUGGAGGUGUUGGCGACGACGACGACGACGUGGUGUACGAUAAGUUCGGCAACGUCAUGGACAAGGCUGACGCGGAAGAGGCCGCGCUACAGGAAUUGCGGGAGGCAGCGCGCGCGGCCAGGGCUGCCAAGGAGAAGGCUGCGAAGGAGGAUAAGGCCGCUGCGUCGGGCUCUGCUGGUGCCCAAGAGGACCAAGACGAUGGCGCCACCGACUACGGCUCCAAGCUGGACAAGCAGAUUGACGCAGCGGCGGCCAAACAAAAGGCGGGGGGACGCUUGACCAACAAGGAGAAGAAGCUUCUCAAAGAGAGAAGCCGCCAGGACGGCCGCUGAGACGGCGUCGAACCAGGGCUUGACUGCCUUCAGCCUGUCCAUGAGGCCGGGCGGC
Messenger RNA from Ectocarpus sp. CCAP 1310/34, 730 nucleotides. Lineage: Eukaryota; Phaeophyceae; Ectocarpales; Ectocarpaceae. The record is from the annotation of a GenBank genome assembly.